Messenger RNA from Penicillium cinerascens, 1581 nucleotides. RefSeq lists its product as uncharacterized. The record is from RefSeq and is a predicted model, not a curated record. Lineage: Eukaryota; Fungi; Ascomycota; Eurotiomycetes; Eurotiales; Aspergillaceae. The coding region runs from base 1 to 1581 and encodes 526 amino acids. The transcript has a single exon.
AUGGCGCGUCAGGGCAAUCAAACGCCCGUGACACGCACGGGCAGCAUCCCGCCCGGCAACACGAGGAUCUCCAAACCUGCAAGAUCCGCGUCCAGACCCAAACGUCCCCCCGGACGCCCUUUCAAGCUCCCGAGAAGUGCAAGUGCAUCAUCAUCCCGAUCUGGGCGCUCGGAACGUCCCUCUGCCUCGCCUAGCGUUGCGCCGACCCCACCCCGCAGAGUGCUCAGUAUGCUUGAGGCCCUACCCCGGGAGCUUAUCGAGCACAUCUUCCUCUACUCGUUGAACCUCAAUCUCCCACGAGCUUCGCCCUCCCUCGCUGCUGCGCUCUCCAGAGAACAUAUCUACAAGCUGCUCAUCAUCCUUGCCUUCUGGGACGAUCCGCCAGACACCAACCCCGGAAGUGAAGCCAUUGACCGCAUUCUUGUGCCGCUCGAUUACAAGCCAUUGACGCUAGACCAGCGCGCCAAGCUGCAGCAAGAUGUUUUCCGCUGUCGAUUUUGCACAUUGGACCGCGUCCGAGAACAGAUCCCCAAUAUGAUGAUCCUCACCAUUCACCGCCACUGGAUCAACGCCGGUAUGGUCAUGGAGCCGGACCAGCAGAAGGCACUGGAGCGUUUCAUGGAACGCAAAAGCGAUAUAGUCCACGAAAUCCAAGCAAAGGGACCUCCAAUCAAGCGCUUACCGGAGAUGAUCGGCAAUCCCGAAAUGCUGCGACGAGCCAACAUACCCGGUCCGCACGAAUACGAGCUAUGCAUCAAUCCAAUGAUGCUCACCGAGAUCCGCUCGAAGACGAUGGGAACAAUCGUCACCUGGCCCGCUAUCCAGCUGGUGCAUUUCCCACCGAACCUCCUCCGCGGCGGCCGCGAUGGCUUCAGCCCCGCCGACGUCGAGUUCCUGGAAAUGCUGCGCGUCACCUCGAACAACACCGCACCGCCGCCCGGCAGUCCCCUAAGUCCGUCUACAUCAACACGACUCGACCGGACGGCGCUACACGAAGGCGUGACCAAGGCCAUCCGCACACUGAACUUUGCCGCGCUUGAAACCCUGUUCAAAAUCGACGAGCUCAUUUGCCGCUUCGAAGUUUACAGAACGGAAGACAGCGUCUUAUAUAUGUUCCCCUCUGACCACUACCUCACCGUUACCCGCCUGGCCUGCGACCCGAUCCAGAACGUCCGCUUAUUCCAAACUCUCUUACGCGCCUGUGCUGAGUCUUUACCCGUCAACAACCAGGAGAUUCGCCAGUGGACGCUGGAUAUCGUCGAUCUCGCUGAGAAAGACCCCGUCCGGUAUGGCCAGAUCGGCAAGUUUGCUCGUUGGUUUUCGGACUUUUACCUCCGGCUCGAGGAGCAGAUUGACUGGGCGAAGGAGCAUCCCACUGGUGCCCUGUUCUGCCUUGGGCAGCUGGACUUGCAUGAUAUCGAGGGGAGGAAGUACAUGGAUGAUGUGCUGGGCCCUGGUCAGAGACCACCGGCCAAUUACCUGCACGAAACUUCGUUCAACGCCCGGCAUUGGUGGUUAAAGAGGUCUGGGCCCGAGGUGCCGCCAGGAUUUGUUCGAAGUCCUCGGAGGACUGGGGCUUGA